AUCCUCUUUCUGUCCCCGCCUCCUUCCCUCCGCCGUCGAUCCCGAUUUGUCCUCGAUCUGUCCAACCACUGGAAACGGCACCUCUCGGUUUAGCUGGAUGACGCGGGAAAGGAACCGAAACCCCCCGCCGCCAUGUCCAAUUCGUCCGCUUCCCCCUCCGCCGUUGUCGGGAGCGCUCCCACCAGCGAUGAGACCGCGUCGACCAUCACCGUGAAUACAAAAGGUCCAACCGCCUUCCCGCCGCCCAAGACCGACAAGCCGCGCCCUCACGUCUGCACGACAUGUCAGCGCUCGUUUGCCCGAUUGGAACAUCUGAAACGCCAUGAGCGGUCCCACACCAAGGAAAAGCCUUUUGAAUGCCCCGAGUGCACACGAUGCUUCGCCCGUCGAGAUCUCCUCCUGCGCCACCAGCAGAAGCUCCAUCAGACGACGACGCCCUCGUCCCGGCCACGGAAUCGCCGAGAGAGCGCCAGUAGCACUGCGCCUGGCGGGAGCCGCAUUCGGAAGAACAGCGUUGCAGGAGGAUCCGGUGCUGCCGCUGCUGCUGCCGGGGUACCGGGAACAAUGAGGCCUCGGGCAAAUACCAUCAGCCACGUUGACGUGCAAAUGGUUGCUGCCAGCAACGCUUCGGUUGCCAGAGGCAUGCCGCCCACGCACAGUCGCCAUCCGAGCCUCGCAGGAUUGCCAAUCCACAACAUGGACCACCACACUUUCGCGGGCAUGGCUUCCGCCCUCGGCCAUCGCGGCAUGAAUCACGGCCUGCCGAAGCUGGAGACGCACGGUAUCAACCUAGACUUCUCGGGCGGUCUUCGGACGGCUCCUGCCUUGGCCUUGGGUCAGGAUUUCGAUUUCGAGGCACUCCUAUUCAGCCCGCCAACCGGUUCCACCAUCAACCCGAACGCCCUCCACUACAGCGAUUCCCCACAAUCCAUGGCCAUGGAUCCCAUGUCGCCCUUCUCCCACGGGCUGCACGACAUGCCCGCCGGCCAGCAUAUGGAUGACCACUUCGACUGGUUGACUGGGUUCGAGCAACAGAUGUCCUUCACCAACGGUCUCAACGAGACUGCCGUGGAUGGGUCCUCCCCUUCGGCAAUAAGCACAACCAGCCAGAGCGGUAUCAGCGAUGUCAUGCUGGACGGCUCCAACCACCCAGCAACAAGCGUGGGGACGAGCUCUAUGUGGCAACCCGCAAUCAUGGGCCCUCCACAACUAGCAAACCCCUUUUCGCUUGACCUCGGCGGCUCCGUCUUUCCGGAUCUCAUGAACGGCGCACCAGUCUCGCCCCAACCUCCACCGCAAAAGAACAUGGGCGACGCCUACUUUUCCACACCGCCGCCUUCGUUAAGCUCUCUCAGCCCCUCGGUCAUUUCUGGCUUGAACGCCCAAAACCUGAACCAAGCGCUCAAUAAUUUCGGUGCCGGCCCGGAGACGCCCUCCUCGAUGAACGGUAGUAACCAUGGCACCUUACCCGUCUCGACAAUCACUGAUUCAACAAGAAAUGCCAUCCUAGGUGCCCUGUCGACGGCUCAGCCUUCCCAGUUUGGAAGCCGAAAGUUCUCCUUCCCGACACCGAGCUCGCCGCUCUCGCCUCACUGUCAGCCCCCAUCAGCGAGCCCAUCCGACAGCGGAAGCAACCUCCCGAGUACACAGGAUCUUCAGCGCUACGUCGGAGCGUAUCUUCGAUAUUUCCACCCUCACUUUCCAGUCCUACAUCUCCCCACCCUCUCGCUGGAGAUCCCUCCGCAAAACACGAGCGGCGGAGACAACGGGGUUGGGGGCAGCGGCUGUCUGAUCCUCUCCAUGGCAGCCAUCGGGGCGCUAUACGAGAUGGAACACGCGCAGUCGAGGGACUUGUUUGGGAUGGCAAAGAGGAUGAUCCAGUUGUAUCUUGACGAGAGAAGGAAGGCCAAUGUUAGAAAAGCCGACGGUUUCCGGCGUACUCCAAUUUCGGACCAAGGGUCUCAGCAGGCCGACAAUCCUGUCGAUACGCCGGUCUGGCUGGUGCAGGCGAUGCUUCUCAACGUCGUGUAUGGGCACAAUUGCGGAGACAAGCGCUCGGGUGAGAUUGCGUCGACCCACGCCGCGGCCCUGGUAAGUCUCGCUCAGGGAGCCGGGCUGUUGCGGCCGACGCGGAUGGAGGACUCGGAAGGACACGACGUCAAUAUGGGUGAUGAUGACGGGAAUUGGAGCAACGGGGCGAAGACCGAGGCGGAUGAACACGGGGAAUGGCUGCGAUGGAAGUCGAUGGAGGAGCGCAAGCGUACUCUCUACGCCGUCUUCAUCCUGUCGAGUCUACUCGUCUCGGCGUACAACCACACGCCGGCCUUGACGAACUCGGAGAUCCUCCUUGACCUCCCUUGCGACGAGGAGUUCUUCGCAGCCGAGAACGGCGCCGCCUUCUACGCCAAAGGAGGCACCGCCGCCGCCGACCACAAUCGGAUGACGUUCCACGAGGCCCUCGGCGAGCUCCUGAGGUCGAACGAGAAGCAGCAGCAGAAGUUCGCGUUUAAUAAUAGCCACCAGCCCUUCGGAUCGGCGGUUCAUCUCGGCAAUCUUCCCGAGAGCGAUCUGAAACCCAGCACCUUCGGCUGUUUGAUACUGAUCAAUGCGCUGCACAAUUACAUUUGGGAGACUCGUCAGCGCCAUCACAACAAGGUCUGGACCAACGAGGAGACUGAGAAGAUGCACCGGCAUAUCGAGCCCGCCCUCAAGGCAUGGCAGGCCGCCUGGGCGAGCAACCCCCACCACAGCCUGGAGAGGCCGAACCCCUUCGGCAUGGGCCCCCUCUCUGCCGACGCCAUCCCCUUGUUGGAUCUCGCCUAUGUCCGUCUCUUCGUCAAUCUCUCCCGCUCCAAGGAGAAGUUCUGGCAACGCGACUGGGACGGCAUGGCCGAGGAGCUUGCCCGUGGGAGCGAGAUAGUGCAGCAUGCCGAACAGUCGCCCGCCUCCAACACCGAUUCCGCGGGCACGGAUCCGUCGGAUAAUUCCGGGACCAGCCCUGUUUUCGUCGAUUCUCCGCCAACCCAGUCAUCGUCCCCCGACUUUGCCGCGAUGAAGUUCCCGCCGCCUCCGACCCCAAACGGCGUCCUAUCUCAACAUCAAAGGUCGCAAUCGCAAAUCCCGAGCCGCUCCAUCUCCCGCCGCGAGAGGCACUUGCGCAAGGCUGCAUUCUAUGCCGCCGACUCUCUAGCAAUGUCCGACAAGCUAGGCGUCACGUUUGCCGACUUCACCAGCCGCGAGCUGCCCCUGCAGUCUGCCAUGUGUGCAUUUGACUGUGCUCAAGUCCUGGCGGAGUGGGUGGCGACCCUGCAAGACCGCGUAGGACGGUAUCUCGGCAUUUUGGGCCAGGAUGACGUCGACCCGACCCAGGUGCCCGGCAUCAUGCUCCUCGAAGAUGAUGACGCGAAGCUUCUUGCCAGGAUUCAGGAAGUCCUUGCCGGCGCAGAAAUGAAGAUGAAUGUCGAGAUGGCUUCGAGUGGCCGCCCCAAUGGCCUCAACGGAAACAUGGGUGGGGGCGAACUCGGCGGUAUCGAUUGCGGGCUGCCAAUGGACGACCACUCGGGAUAUGCAGCAAAGAUCCUGAGGGUAACAGCUUACAUGCUGGAGAAAGCCGCCGUCUGGCCUGUAACCCGGUUGAUGUCUGCAUGCCUUGAAGCUCAUGCCAACCAUAUGCGAGCCCGUGCCGAGAAGUCCGUCAUGGCCAUCGAGUGAGAGACUCCGACAAACCUGUCCCGCUCAAUGUGUCUGUGUCA
Phialemonium atrogriseum is the source of this 3752-nucleotide messenger RNA. RefSeq names its product fungal-specific transcription factor domain-containing protein. Gene Ontology annotation, molecular function: zinc ion binding; RNA polymerase II cis-regulatory region sequence-specific DNA binding; DNA-binding transcription factor activity, RNA polymerase II-specific. The transcript is spliced from 3 exons. Bases 133 to 3711 code for a protein of 1192 amino acids. Gene Ontology annotation, biological process: DNA-templated transcription; regulation of transcription by RNA polymerase II. Gene Ontology annotation, cellular component: chromatin. The record is from RefSeq and is a predicted model, not a curated record. NCBI's taxonomy places the organism in Eukaryota, Fungi, Ascomycota, Sordariomycetes, Cephalothecales, Cephalothecaceae.